GUUCCCACCCCUUCUCAGCUCUUAUAUUCCUUAGAAAAACCAUGGCAGCAGAGCUCUCUCUAGACCAUGCCUACAAAAUCAGGCCAAAACAGAGCAGUCUGGUGAACAAUCUGUUCACGUCCACCUUAAACACUGCAGCAAAAACCCUAGUUUCGGUAUCAUCAAACGUGAGAAUGGAACACCCAGACAAAUGGAGAACUGGAGAUCAUUUAAGGUUCAUGAAGAUGUUAAUGACUUGGAUGAGUGUGUGGGUUCUGAGGUUCUUGAUGGAUCAUUUCCCUUCGGUUAUGGCCUUCUCUCCGCAUCAUCUUUUACUUGGACGCUUCUCUCCUUUUCUUCGGUCCAAUAAUAAUAUGAAUCUGAGGCUGCCUGCAACUUCAGCCACAUCUUCUGGUUCGUCGUUUGAUUUGCUUCUGCAGCAAGAUGAUUUCAAUGGCCCUUCUGUUCAAGCUCUUGGUAGAGCCCUUACCCAUGUUCUUGCAUUGCUGAACGAGAUACCAGCAAGUUCAAGGAAAUACCAAUUUGCAAUGGCAAUGGCUGACAAAAUCAUGGACGGUAACUUCAGAGACGGCCACGUAGAGCUAAUGGAAGUAAACCGUUCAGCUCUAUCGUCAGCAUUCGCGCGUACACUAAGCCUCCUAUACCGCUCUCUGCGAAAUCCGCACAGCCCCGAUGAUUCCGGAGGAGGCGCGUGGACUGCGCGUGUCAUGAAGGUACUGCCGAUGGGUUUCUACAUAUCAACAUGCGUAAAGGGGUUAAAAUACUGCUUGAAGAGCGUGUUACAAAGUGUGGAGAAGGGUACAUGGCAGUUGGAGAGAAGGCCGCAACUGGUGUAUGAAGGAGUAGUGGAUGAUUUGGUAGCGGAGAAGUUUGCGCAAGAAUUGCUUUGGAUAACUGAGAGAUUAAGAGCUUAUGGUGCUGUUGAUGAAGCUAUGGUCCAAUGGAGUUCGGCUACUGGUCUUAAUUCUCUUUCUUUUUCUGCUAACCCUCGCGUCCAAGGUUUCAUUGUCAAGAUUUCAGCAAUAUUACUCGGAGAUCUAUCGAGCCACAAGAUCGAAGUAUCGGGAAAUGUGAAGUUCGGAUUACUAGCGUUGUGGGUUCCAUUGUUUUGCCAUGCGAACAACGGACUGUCAUACCCUUUCUUGACGAGCUAUGAGAAGAUGCAAGUAGAGAGAGCAAUGGAUGAAGUGAUAUCAACAUUAGCUGCAACAGAGCAAGAGGUUAUACUUACUAAUUGGCUCCAAGAUUUCUCUGUGUGCGCUUCAGAUUGGCCUAAUCUCCAACAAUCUUAUGAUAGAUGGUGCACUUAUACCCGUGAGCUUGCUGCAUGAGUUUAAAGUUUCUAUAGGAAUGAAUAAACAUCUUGUCUACUUUUGUUUAUGUUUGCUUUUAUCUCAUUUGCUAUUUGUAUAAAGAUUCAUUAUCUUUGGUUAAAUUAGCUCUUUGAUUAGUAUGUUAAGGGAAAGAUG
Messenger RNA from Mercurialis annua (annual mercury), 1469 nucleotides. RefSeq lists its product as uncharacterized. The record is from RefSeq and is a predicted model, not a curated record. NCBI's taxonomy places the organism in Eukaryota, Viridiplantae, Streptophyta, Magnoliopsida, Malpighiales, Euphorbiaceae. The transcript is spliced from 3 exons. The coding region runs from base 42 to 1331 and encodes 429 amino acids.